Messenger RNA from Lactuca virosa, 879 nucleotides. The record is from the annotation of a GenBank genome assembly. NCBI's taxonomy places the organism in Eukaryota, Viridiplantae, Streptophyta, Magnoliopsida, Asterales, Asteraceae.
AAAAAAAAAAAAUGCACGCGUUUCUUUCCAUCCCUACCCUCGUCUUCCUCUUCUCUCUUUUCAGCCAUGAACACCAUCGAACUUCACAGAGGACCACCGCCGUCUUCGCAGGACACCGUCGCACGCACACCGACCGCCGCAUGCUGCUUUCCUGCCAUCACUGGUCUCCUUUUCCCUCCCAACCCUCUCCGACGACCUACAACCCUCCACCAUCGCUCUAGCCACCGCCGGUCUCCAGCCCCGUCAAACUUGUCGACAACAUCAUCAGGUGAAAGGUCCUGAAUCUUCUUCUGUCGGCUGGGGUGGUGCUAUUGACCCAACUGAAGCUCAUCUUCACAGGGAAAUAGCAACGGCUGGCAAUGGGACAAAGAUCCCUGAUUGAUCUGCCUUUACAAAAUUGCAAUUGCAGCACCUAUGGUGGAGGUAAUUCAUAAACGGAAGAAGAAAACCACCUUUUAUGGAGAUCAAAGAAGGGAGUUGCAGAAGUGUACCCAUUGAAACGCCAAUGCAAAUGCAAUUGUUGAGAUUGAAUGUUUUAUUUGAAAAGACCAAAUGCAAAUUCAAUUGUUGAGAUUAAAUGUUUUAUGUACAAUUUGUGUUUUCUUUCAUUUUGGUUUGUUUUAUUUUCAUUGUUUCCUGUUUAACUUCUUCUGUUUGGGGAUACAAUUGCAUACAGUUGCGGUGACAUAUGGAGCAAUCUUCGUGUUUCUUUUUUGUGCAAGAAAAUGUUGGUUGCUAUUACUGAGAAUCAUUGGUAAAGUUGGUUGCUAUUAUGUGGGUAUUGAUGAUUUACAAAUAGUGGUUGCUAUUUUUAUCAUUAUAUCUUUGUCGUUCUAAAAUUUUUUAUUGAUUCAAUUGUUUAUGGUUUAACAUUUGUUA